AUGGCUGCAACAACUGCUCAGUGUUCACUGCGGUUGAGAAUUUCUAGGGUGAAAAGAUUGUUACGAGAGUGCCAGUACAGAGUAUUGGCAGUUUCUGAGUUAAACCCAGAAGCAGAAUUGGGUGAUUCGAACAAGGAUGCCACUAUUGACAUAAAACUGCCUAGAAGAAGUCUGCUUGUACAAUUUACUUGUAAUGAAUGUGGUGAAAGGACACAGAGGCUCAUAAAUCGCUUGGCUUAUGAACGGGGGCUUGUUUUUGUACAGUGUGCUGGGUGUCUGAAGCAUCACAAGUUAGUUGAUAACCUUGGUCUGGUGAUUGAGUAUGACUUGCGGGAAGAAAUCAGCAUGGAAUCAAAUACAGAUGAAGUUUGAUAACUGAUGACGAAAUCAUUUUUUGUAUAGUUUGGUUGUGAUAUUUUUUAAAAUUCAUGUUCAUCUAAUAUUCUCUUUUUCCUGUCAAAAGAUAAAAUAAAGUAUUCUUAUAAAUGAAAUGGAAAAAAAUACAAAAAUGUCAA
Molecule: messenger RNA, 515 nt
Organism: Pistacia vera
Lineage: Eukaryota; Viridiplantae; Streptophyta; Magnoliopsida; Sapindales; Anacardiaceae
Product: mitochondrial protein import protein ZIM17
Exons: 4
Coding region: 1-372 (123 amino acids)
Biological process (GO): protein stabilization; protein import into mitochondrial matrix; protein folding
Cellular component (GO): mitochondrion
Molecular function (GO): protein-folding chaperone binding; zinc ion binding
Source: RefSeq, a predicted model, not a curated record